This is a messenger RNA of Ochlerotatus camptorhynchus, 582 nucleotides long. RefSeq lists its product as uncharacterized. Gene Ontology annotation, molecular function: nucleic acid binding. NCBI's taxonomy places the organism in Eukaryota, Metazoa, Arthropoda, Insecta, Diptera, Culicidae. The transcript has a single exon. Gene Ontology annotation, biological process: DNA integration. Bases 1 to 582 code for a protein of 193 amino acids. The record is from RefSeq and is a predicted model, not a curated record.
AUGGAGAUUGAAAAUGCCACAAGCCAGGAUAAGCAGCUUACGGAGGUGGUAGAUGCUCUGGAAACGGACGUUUGGCCAGCGCAUCUAAAGCAAUUUCAAGUGCUAGGCAGCGACUUGACCAUGCGCGAUGGAAUGCUGAGCAAAAUGGGUUGUGCAGUGAUACCCGAAUGCCUACGCCAGAAAACCCUGGCGGUUGCUCACGAGGGCCAUCCAUCGACAGCAAAAUUUAAGAGCAUUUUGAGAGAGCGUGUUUGGUGGCCCGGUAUGACGAAGGAUGCAGAGGCAUGGGUGACAUCAUGUGCCGUUUGUGCAAUCAACGGCAGGCCCGAACGGCCCACUCCCAUGGCUCGAGUUUUCACACCAAAAGCGGUGUGGGAGACCAUUGGCUUGGAAUUCAACGGCCCCUAUGCGAAAUUCGGAGGUAUCUCGAUUCUAGUCAUUGUGGAUUAUCGUUCUAGAUAUGUGAUCGCCAAGCCCGUGAGAUCUACGAGCUUCGAGCAUACCCGAAAAUUUUUGGAAGAAGUCUUUGAGAAGGAAGGCUAUCCGAAGAACAUGAAAUCGGACAAUGGCCCCCCCCUUUAA